GUCACUGUGAGGUGUGGCGGCUGCUGGGCUGCUGUCGCUGGCCUGACAGGCAAAAGCCCACGACUACUUGCCUUCUAAGCCACACCAAAGCCAGGGUUGCCCGCAUUGAACUUCUUCGCGUUUUGUAAUUCCCGGGGAGAAUUCGUCCCGUGAUCCUCCUCAACCGGGCGUCGCGCUUCGGGAGAGGCCUCAUAUGAUCGCUGCCCUAUGAUCACUGCCCUAUGAUCGCUGACCUGUGAUCGCCAGUCGAUCGCCCGUCCAGGCCUUUGGGGGGGCCCUCCGGGAGACCGCAAAUCUCGCCGGAUUUAUGCAGCCAGCGCAGUCUUCGAGGUGCAAGAUCCUUUCUAUAUACGUAUGAUUUGUUUCAUGGGGCUCAUUUCGGGCCACCUCUGCCUUUUCUUGACCUGUCCAUUUGAAGCCAGCGAGGGGCUUUGACUUCGCGACGUGUUUGAGCCGAACCCCCCAAAAAAUGUCUUUCAGCUUUCUCCUUCCUACGCCGAUCAGCACAGCCGAUCACGGAACUCGCUCCUUUCAGAACAAACAGCGAGUUAAAGAUGGGUUAGAAACGCAACGCAACCCCCGAGCAGAGAAACUAAUGAGACCGGGCCAACAAACAAACAAUCAGCCCGGUCGGCCAGGCCCCACCUGCCCAUCCCAUCAGGGCCCGAUCUGUCCCCCUUUUUGGGGGGGCAGCUGUGUUUCGCAUCGCUUCCCCCACCCGGCCCGAAACAACAAGCCCUCCACAUCGGGUCUCAGCCGCUGCUGCUUCGCCGUGCAUCCCUGCUUCUCACCAUCCAUAUGUUCAUUUCGUCUUAUUUUUUUUUUUUAAAAAAAAAAAUCCCCCUCCUUCUAUAUAACUACCUAGGACCUGUC
Messenger RNA from Lasiosphaeria miniovina, 873 nucleotides. RefSeq lists its product as uncharacterized. Bases 470 to 829 code for a protein of 119 amino acids. Lineage: Eukaryota; Fungi; Ascomycota; Sordariomycetes; Sordariales; Lasiosphaeriaceae. The record is from RefSeq and is a predicted model, not a curated record. The transcript has a single exon.